AUGGCUUGUAAAUCUUUGCUUAACGUGAUGAUGAACAAUCCAUGCAUGAUCAAUCUUGUUAAGUUCCCAGCUGUUGAUCCUGCCAUGAUCAACACCCCAGAAAGACGAUACUCUUCUAGGUCUAAUUUCACCAAGAAGAUCUGUUGUAGUACUACUGUUCAAAUUACGUCUUUACCCUCAUCACUUUCAUCUGCAACUAGGGUUUCUUCUGUUCCUCCAAGCUGUUUAGCUCUUAACUGGAGAGAUGUUCAAGGUUUAAACAACUGGGAAGAUCUCAUUCAACCCUUAAAUCCUCUUCUCCAACGUGAAAUCAUCCGAUACGGAAAGUUUGUCACCGCCUGCUACGAUGCUUUUGAUCUGAACCCUAAUUCGAGCCGCUACCUGAACUGCAAGUACGGCAAGAACCGCCUGUUUUCGGAGGUAGGGUUGGGUGACUCGGGUUAUGAGGUUACCAAGUAUGUUUACGCCACCGCUGACAUCAGCAUUCCGAUCCAGAAUGGUGGUUCGUCCGCCCGGUGGGUGGGGUACAUUGCGGUGUCAUCAGAUGAAGAGAUGAAGAGGAUUGGGAGGAGGGAUAUUUUGGUAACUUUCCGUGGGACAGUUACUUAUCCCGAGUGGAUAGCAAACUUAAUGAGUUUGCUAUCUCCUGCCAGGUUGGAUCCUGAUGAUCCCAAACCUGAUAUCAUGGUGGAGGCUGGAUUCCUCAACCUCUACACUUCUUCCGAGACGAACAUCAGGUUUGGUCUCCAAAGUUGUCGAGAACAGCUUCUUUCAGAAGUUUCUCGGCUUUUAAGAAGGUAUAAAAAUGAAGAACUGAGCAUAACGUUAGCAGGACAUAGCAUGGGUAGUUCCCUAGCUCUGCUACUCGCAUAUGACAUCGCGGAACUAGGACUAAAACGACCCACCGUUUCGUUAACGGUUUUUUCAUUUGCAGGGCCGAGAGUUGGGAACGUCCAUUUCAAGGAACGGUGUGAGGAGUUGGGAGUGAAAGUUCUUAGAAUCGUUAACGCGAACGAUCCUAUAACGAAACUCCCAGGAUUUAUAUUCAAUGAGACUUUUAGGGUUUGGGGGUGUGCUAGUUAUGCUCAUGUCGGUAUCGAGUUGGUUCUCGAUUUCUUCAAGAUCGAUGACAUUUUGUGCGUUCACGACAUGCAAACUUAUAUCGAGAUGAUCAAGAAUUGUCCAGGGAGAUCGAAAAUUCGAAGAAAACGAAUGGAUUUGAUGAAAAAAUUGAAAGGAAUGAAGAUGAAAACCUCAUUAGUACCAUGGAGAUAUGUUGCAAUAACAUGUGUUGUGUACCAUGGUUGUGUAACGUUAGCAAAUAUGAUGAGGUUAGCUUACCCAUAA
This is a messenger RNA of Cynara cardunculus var. scolymus (artichoke), 1347 nucleotides long. RefSeq names its product galactolipase DONGLE, chloroplastic-like. The record is from RefSeq and is a predicted model, not a curated record. Gene Ontology annotation, cellular component: chloroplast. Gene Ontology annotation, biological process: jasmonic acid biosynthetic process. Gene Ontology annotation, molecular function: glycerophospholipid phospholipase A1 activity. The transcript is spliced from 2 exons. The coding region runs from base 1 to 1347 and encodes 448 amino acids. NCBI's taxonomy places the organism in Eukaryota, Viridiplantae, Streptophyta, Magnoliopsida, Asterales, Asteraceae.